GAUUGCGAUGUGGGAAUAAUUACACAAAAGCUGCUCAAUCCUCUUCUUCUUCUUCAAUACACUGUGAUCCGAUUUUACACAGAGAUUAACAAAUGGAGAUCGAUUCGGCACCCAUUACCAGGUGCUCUAAAGAGAACGACAAGAUCUAUCAGGAAUGGUUUUCUUUCGCCGAUUCAGAUUCUGAUGGACGUAUUACCGGUACGGAUGCAAUCAAAUUCUUCGGUAUGGCCAAUCUCCCUCGCCAACAUCUCAAGCAGGUCUGGGCAAUUGCAGAUUCUAAACGACAGGGUUUUCUUGGUUUUAAAGAAUUUGUCACAGCAAUGCAGCUAGUUUCUUUGGGUCAAGGUGGACAUGAUAUAACCGCUGAUAUUUUAAAUGAGAACAUUGAAAAUAUAAACCCUCCACUUAUGGAUGGUUUGGAUGGACAAUUAGCUAAGAAAAGGCGUGGACAUAAAACAAGUGAACCUGGGAUGAACGGUAGUUCUCCGCUUCAGAAGUCUUCGUCAGCCACUUGGUUCACUUCAUCAAAAUCUGCAAAGAAGGUGUCCUUGGCCUCUGUUACAUCGAUUAUUGAUGGAUUGAAGAAGUUGUAUGUGCAAAAGCUAAAGCCUCUAGAAGUUACAUAUCGGUUCAAUGAUUUUGUUUCACCUUUGUUGACCAGCAGUGAUUUUGAUGCUAAACCGAUGGUUAUGUUGUUGGGUCAAUAUUCCACGGGAAAAACAACUUUCAUUAAACAUUUACUCAAACGUAGUUAUCCAGGAGCUCACAUUGGACCAGAGCCUACAACAGACAGAUUUGUUGUUGUUAUGAAUGGACCGGAUGAAAGAAGCAUACCAGGUAAUACUGUAGCUGUUCAAGCAAACAUGCCAUUUAGUGGUCUGACAACUUUUGGUACUUCUUUCUUGUCAAAAUUUGAGUGCUCUCAAAUGUCUCAUCCGCUACUAGAUCAUGUUAGUUUUGUUGAUACUCCUGGAGUUUUAUCGGGAGAAAAACAACGUACUAUGAGGAGUUAUGAUUUUACUGGCGUGACAUCUUGGUUUGCGGCUAAGUGUGAUCUCAUUCUUCUUCUCUUUGAUCCACACAAACUUGACAUCAGCGAUGAAUUCAAACGGGUGAUUGCAUCUUUACGAGGUCAUGACGACAAGAUAAGGGUUGUUCUAAACAAGGCUGAUCAAGUUGACACACAACAACUGAUGAGGGUUUAUGGAGCAUUAAUGUGGUCACUUGGUAAAGUUCUGAAUACUCCUGAGGUUUCUCGCGUUUACAUUGGCUCAUUUAACGACGGGCCUAUAAACGAGAUAGCUUCAGGUCCAAUGGGGAAAGAGCUGUUUGAAAAAGAACAAGAUGAUCUUAUGCAAGAUUUGAGAGACAUACCAAAGAAAGCAUGUGACCGUAGAAUCAAUGAGUUUGUUAAACGAGCUAGAGCAGCAAAAAUUCACGCUUAUAUUAUAAGUCAUCUGAAAAAGGAGAUGCCAUCAAUGAUGGGGAAAACCAAAGCUCAACAGAGAUUGAUCGAUAACUUAGAAGUUGAAUUUGGAAAGAUACAAAGGGAGUUUCAUGUACCUGGUGGGGAUUUUCCAAAUGUGGAGCAAUUUAGGGAGAUAUUAAGCAGUUACAACUUUGACAAGUUUGAAAAAUUGAAACCUAAAAUGAUACAAUCGGUUGAUGAGAUGUUGGGUCAUGACAUUCCAAAUGUUUUGAAAAAUUUCAAAAACCCUUAUGAUUAAGUAAGUAGGUAAGCAAUUUAGUAUUUUUCUUCUCA
Molecule: messenger RNA, 1762 nt
Organism: Impatiens glandulifera
Lineage: Eukaryota; Viridiplantae; Streptophyta; Magnoliopsida; Ericales; Balsaminaceae
Product: EH domain-containing protein 1-like
Exons: 16
Coding region: 93-1727 (544 amino acids)
Biological process (GO): endosomal transport; endocytosis
Cellular component (GO): cytoplasm; intracellular membrane-bounded organelle; plasma membrane
Molecular function (GO): protein binding; calcium ion binding; GTP binding
Source: RefSeq, a predicted model, not a curated record